AUGUUAGCCUGUCCUCAAGAAAUAUUCUUUCAUAAUGAUACAUCUAUGCAACCUCAAGCUAAAAAAUCCAGACAGUAUAAUAGAAAGGAUCAGUAUAAUGGUUUAAUCAAUAACCCAAACGUCAUUAUCUCAGCAAACACUUUCAGAGACAAAGAAGAGCAAGUGUGGCCUCCUGAUGUAGAAGACGCGUUUACUGAAGCCCUUGAGUCGAUUCCAAAACUAGGAAGAAGAAAGAUACUUGUGAAUGGAAAGCCUUGUGGUAGAAAUGAACUUAUUUCUGAUUUCAUCUAUCGAAAGACUGGAAAGAUUCGUACGAGAAAGCAAGUCUCUUCUCACAUUCAAGUCUUGAAGAAUACACGCAAAAGCGAUUUCCAUUGUAAAGGUCACUCUAUGCAUCAUUUGUCUGGUAUUAAUACCUCUUCUCUAGUCAUGCGAUUACUUACAGAUUCAAAUGAAGUAUCUGAAGAAUCCAGCAAUAACAACAAAUCCUGCGCACAGUCUGUUUCGACCCAUAUGCAUCCCACCAACAGUGUACCCACUUCCUCAGUCAACCCUCAAUUGAAGACGAUCAAAUCUAUCGAAUCGUUUUCCUCUGACGACUCAUCCAUCAACUCCUGUUCUCCAUCACCUACUGACUUUAUGCUUGACAUGAUGCAAGGAGACCCAGCUCAGAGGCAUGCCUUCUCUGUACUCAAGGACCUUUAUGAUCCGUUUCAGCAACCCAUUUUUAAUGACUUAAUGCACCUUGAUCCUUUAAUGACUGGUAUGGACCCUUUCCUUGGCACUUUCCCUACACUAAACCAAUCAGUGGUCGACACUGUCAAUUUAAUGUUACCAAAUCAGCAAAAUACAAGCAUGAUAGAGAGCAGCAGUUUUUCACCUUCUACUAAUGAAUUCGCCUUUUGGCCAAGCUAUUUCUGUCUCUACUUGGAAUAUGCUCUUCCUUGUGACCCCUAUCGACGUUUAACCUACAAUCUCGCUCACAUGCCUCAAUGUCUCCCAAGCUCCAUCUCGACCAUCUCGUUAGAAGGCUUGCCUAAAGAAAAGUGUCCCCCUUUGGCCUCUCUAUCUCCUGACACAGUUGCUCUAAUGGCUAAGGUUAAAAUAGACCUUAGUUUGGACAUUUCUGAUUUCACGUUCAAUAACACAUCCUACUUUGAAACAAGCGAACGAAAGACGAUGGAAUGCACCACGACUGUCUAUUCUUUUGGUAAUGUUGUCUUGGAGUCAAAAGAAUCUCAGCAAGCACUGUGGUUGAAUGAAGAAAAAUAUGUCUACAACUUUGCACUCGUCAAUCAGUUUUUUGAUGCAUUUAUUAAAGGCAUUCGAUCACUCCCGUCUUGGGAAGAAGUUGAUAUGGCAAUCAAUAACUUAUGCAUCGUCCAAUCUUUUGAAGAUGUUGAAAUAAAGCUUUGUGGUACAAAUCAGCCACCAUCACUCGUUAUGGCGUAUGAAUUCGAAAGGGGCCCUGCAACUAUUGAAGUCUCUGCAAUUAGUAACAAAAUCGUCAAUGAAAAAUUCAAUCAAGGAUUGGAAUUCCUUGGCGAAUUAUUGAAGUGA
This is a messenger RNA of Rhizopus microsporus ATCC 52813, 1560 nucleotides long. RefSeq lists its product as uncharacterized. Gene Ontology annotation, molecular function: DNA-binding transcription factor activity, RNA polymerase II-specific; RNA polymerase II cis-regulatory region sequence-specific DNA binding. The record is from RefSeq and is a predicted model, not a curated record. Bases 1 to 1560 code for a protein of 519 amino acids. Gene Ontology annotation, biological process: regulation of transcription by RNA polymerase II. Gene Ontology annotation, cellular component: transcription regulator complex. NCBI's taxonomy places the organism in Eukaryota, Fungi, Mucoromycota, Mucoromycetes, Mucorales, Rhizopodaceae. The transcript has 4 exons.